This is a messenger RNA of Cherax quadricarinatus, 4372 nucleotides long. RefSeq lists its product as uncharacterized. The record is from RefSeq and is a predicted model, not a curated record. Lineage: Eukaryota; Metazoa; Arthropoda; Malacostraca; Decapoda; Parastacidae. Gene Ontology annotation, biological process: arachidonate secretion; phospholipid metabolic process.
AGAUAUUCAGAAUGAGUUGAGAUAUUGCAACCAAUAUAACCAUGGAUAGUGCGCUGAGAGAACAGUAAUGAUAUAUUCAAAUUAUUUAAGUACACUUGUAUUUGAAGUGAGUUCAGGAUCCGCCCAUGAGUGGGUGAAGAAGACAGUGGGUCGCACCGUUAGACAUGACCUGCACAUCUCCGGAAGUGAAAGUUAUCAAAAGUUACAAAAUUACAAUCAAUAUUGUAUUCGAUUGUAAUUACACAAAACUGCAUAUUCUGAUUAGAAACUCUGGGGAGGAUUACUAAGCGAUUUUACGGAUUUUGUUAUGGCCUCUGUUCGGCGGUAUAUCUUGAGAAGUUGUAAUGAUUAAGGUGAGAGGAUUCAUUAAGUUUAGAAACAGGUGGGAUGUUUGAAGCAAAGGUUAACCUACGUGUUGUUAAUCUGGACUAAAUUUGUAAACCCGUAACGAAUCACUGAUUAAUUACGAACGAAACUCAAUGAAAAUAGCGAAAUGAACUGGUAUGAGUAGGAAAAGCGAUGUCCACAGUGAGAAAGGAACGAGUGAGCGACUCAGUUACCAGGAACCAGUUAGGUAGUGCGGUGGGGCGACUAGACUCGCUCUCUCCUCGGCUCACAGAGAAAGUAUAAACCCCGGAUAAUAUAGUGGCCCUUUAUCUUGAAGCGUUUGAGGAUAUUUAUCUGCCUUCACCCCCACAUAAAUAAAAAUCGAGGACUUACUUGUGUAGAGAGGAUGAGGAUCUUCAGAGAGCUUCCACCACUACACGAUCUAGGUGAACAUCCUUACGUCGGCAAUUCAGAUUAGACAGCCUCAACAAAAAUUACAGAAGAAAAAAGACUGAUUUGCAGAUGUGACAGCCUUUUCUAAAUUGUAUGCCUGGCAAAACUCCAGCAAGGCAGCAGAAGCAACAGUAUAACGGCCACACCUAAGAAAACAACAAUGUGGGCUCCAUUUUAUCAAGCAAUGUCACUCGACGGCAACACGGAUCUGGGUGCGGUGCGGCGUUUGUGACAGCAACAGAAGGAAAGUUUGUGAGGUUUGGAAUUAAGCGAGAAUGAAGUCACGUGGCUGGUAUGCUGUCUUUCUGAUAUUGCCUGUUUUCAUCAUUGCUCUCAAGGGCAACUUAGCUACUACCUCCAAUACCACCUUGGAGAGGGACAUAAAUCUUCCUCUCGAAGCGGGAAAGCCUGCAAAAAACAUAUCUGGGACAAACGGCGGAAAUGAUGCUAUCGUUCCUGUUACCCGUGCAUGCGAGUUAGAUGAGAGUACAGAGCACCAUGUGUUCUUGGCGAACAGUAGUGGAGAUUCAGAAAAACUUCAUUAUUCUCAUGAUGGCGGACCUCAAAACAAGGUCUCCAGGGCAGCAGAACUACCAACAUUACUUGAAGAGGACCUUGCACCCUCAAGCAGCUCCUCCCAGCCGCACCUCGAAGACCAUAACAUGAAAAGGUCACGAACAGAGGGCACCGACCAGUCAUUUGGGAGUCAUCCUCUGCCGCCCCUGGAAGCCUUCACUCCUGUCGAAGGAGCUCGGUGGGUCGGGUACUUUCACAAUGAGGCGGUAGCAGCGGUUCUGCAGACUGAGAACGGCACUAUGGUUCACUGUGUGGUUCAGGAAGUCAUCCAGAACCGUGAGCAGUGCGCAGCCCGACAGUACCUGGGCAGUGUGAUGCCCCUGGUGCCCUUGCCCCUGCAUACCAUGGUCCACCUCAUCACUCUCUGCGGUGUUCUCAACAGCCAAACUACUACCACGGAGGACCUCGCCUCCACACCAGAUGUGAACUUGUGGUGGAUGGGUCCGCUGACAGCCUUGCAGGGCAUCUUGCCAGGGACGCUGUGGUGUGGUAAGCGGGAUCAGGCCACCUAUUACCACCAGCUGGGGCAGAGGGCCCAGCUGGACGCCUGUUGUCGCGCCCAUGACCAUUGCCCCGUCAAACUUCUGCCCCUACAAACCCGCUACGGCCUCACCAACUUCGGCUUUAGCACCAGGUCACACUGUAGCUGCGAACUAGAGUUCUUCCGGUGUCUGAAGGCCGUCAAGAUCCCGCUGGCCACCACCAUCGGUCAGCUCUACUUCAACGUCUUAAAGAUGGAGUGUUUAAACACGGUGUCCAAUAGUAACCCAGCGUCUUCACCAGCACCUCGCUCACAGCUGUACACAAUACCAGAAGAGAGUCACGGAGAAGAAGUAGAACGGCAGCCACAGCCGCAGACUCGACAACAUGGACCCUCUGGAACGGAAAACCAGGCGGUGCAGGAGGGAGUGCCUAAAACAACUCCUCGCCUGGAGUGCUCCAUCAGGGACAGGGAGGGACAGUGUCGCAUGUGGCAUAUGAACCCCAGAGGCUUCACAGAACGCUAUGUUACACAGCCCUUGAAUCUCCGGUUUUGAGGGAUUAUUGUUGGAUAAUAUUAAGCAAGACUAUGCAUUAUAAAUGACAAAAUGGAAAACGAAUUUCAAAUUUAAUGUCCGUGCUCGACCCUUAUCACGGUCCAAAAAUUAUUUAUAUUUUUUAUAAGUAUUCAGAUAAUAUUUUAGUAUUUACUCGGAUCACUAAUCUCUCAAUUAUUUUUUAUCGUAAAUAGAAGUAUUCAAAGAAGUGUUAAAAGAUCUGAAUCUCUUUAAGGUGGUUCAGAUUAUAUAGCAUCUUAAAUUAUGAUUUCUUCACAUAGCCGCAGCUGCUGCUCCUUGUUGACGUAUACAAUUUUCUUCGUUCUCAGUGUUUUUAAUGUGUAACUGAGUAUUAGAGGUUAAUAACGGUUUUUAUUCAUAGUCUCCGUAACACACAUUAACAAUUUCAUUAAUCUGUGAAUAAGAGAAACUAACGAGUCGAGUUCAAAUAUAUAUAUUCUCCGAAUUCAACAUUAACUUACAUCUAUGAGAAGAACGAUGCUAUAUUUCUAAUGCUGUUAAUUUGUUUCGAGUACGUGGUAUAUUUUAGGAAGAUUUUUAAAUGUUAUUUUGAAUUAGUAUAUUUUUAUAUUCUAACUGUUGAUGUGCUCAUUGUCUGGAUGACAGCUGGAUGUAUGGUAUUCCACAGCCUCGGCCUGACACAUUCUCAAAUUCAGUGUUUGCACUGCACAAGCGAAUCUUUCACUUUUCUUGCACAUAGAAUUUUCUCAGAUGAUUAUUGACCUUUACGUGGAAUGAGUGGAUAGGUAAACAAAAUUUCAUUCAAUCCUUUUUUUUUUUUUAGGCACUGUCUGUAUUCAAUAUUCGUUAAAACUUGUACGGUAUAUCAGAGUACAUUACGUGAUGUGUGUAAAUACGUAAUUGAGUUUAAGGGGGUUUAAGUUUAAGCUCCUAGACCUGCCUCUACUUAAUUUCGUUUGAUCUGGUUGUUUGGUAUGGUUUUUAAAGCUGUGGAUAGUUGUCAGCGUGUCACUAUAUAGUCUAUACCUCGUCACUGUUGCUGUGAUGCUAGUCAAUGUAUCUUCACAUCUCCACCUUGGUGUAGUUACCAUCUCCUCGUACAGACUCAUACAGCGUUAUCGACAUUUUUUUGCCAGCCUUUAUUACUGAGGCUCAGUUCUUGGUCUUCACACCUUUCCUGUCUAGUUCUAGCGCCCAUCUUGUAGCAGACAAGCAUUCACUUCUUUCUCAUCAGCUAUGGGCUGCACUGCAGCGCUGUAUAGCCCUUGUGGCUUAGCGCUUCUUUUUGAUUAUAAUAAUAUGGGGUGCACUCCGGCACACUCAGUUACUAUAACAUGAUAUAGAACUCUCUGAACACUUCACUAAGUCUUCAAUGCUGUUCUUGGGUUCUUGAGAGUCUUAAACUCCGGCGAUGCUCCCAUGAUGAAAUAAUCUUUUUUAUUUGUAUAUGCUAAUAGUAUUAUGCUAUGUAGGUGUACCCACCUACAUAGCAUAAUGCUAUGUAGGUGGGUACAAAAUUACCUGUAGUAAAUAAAAAUAUUAUUAAGAAGCACAUCUUGUCUGACGCUCAGCAGACGGAGGAUCAAGCGUUGAAUGACCCGCAUGGGUUUAGCGCUUAACACUAAUUAAAACAAACGUCUAUAUAUGCUACUUCCCCUAGUUUGUACUCCGUCUCUGGUCUUCUCUUCUUCCCACUUGCUGGAGUGGCUUUUCAUGAUGAGUUAUGCCUGUGUGCUUCUGUUAAAAUAAUCAUGGACUCGCCUUGUUAUAAUUAAUAUUUUUUUUUAUUUUAAACCAACAAAUUCUAAAAUAUUUCCCUUGGCUUAAACCACAAAGAAUGGCGUUUUUUUUUUUUUAGUUUAUUUUUUUUUUUACACGUCAGACCGUAGUGGGUUUAGCGCUUUUUUUUUAUAAUUUACAUUAUCAAACUCACCAUUGGAGAUAUUUAUAUUUUCAUUGUUAAUGUGUACGAAAGAUGAAUAAAUAAAGAAUAAAUG